Trichoderma aggressivum f. europaeum is the source of this 1362-nucleotide messenger RNA. RefSeq lists its product as uncharacterized. The record is from RefSeq and is a predicted model, not a curated record. The transcript has 6 exons. Bases 1 to 1362 code for a protein of 453 amino acids. Gene Ontology annotation, molecular function: spermine transmembrane transporter activity; spermidine transmembrane transporter activity. Gene Ontology annotation, biological process: transmembrane transport; spermidine transport; spermine transport. Gene Ontology annotation, cellular component: plasma membrane. NCBI's taxonomy places the organism in Eukaryota, Fungi, Ascomycota, Sordariomycetes, Hypocreales, Hypocreaceae.
AUGUCAGAUCCGGAAAUGCAGAAAGAGGUUGACGAAGUCGACAGCAGCAAGGCCAUCAACGCCACAAGCUGGAGCUUGGGGAUGAAGAUCUAUCAGACUGCCAUCCCCUGCUUCCUGGCCUUUUUAAUAACGUUCUCCGCAUCCGUCACAGUUCCUGCCACCUCUGCCCUCAUGAUCGAGUUCGCCGUCAGCCGCACCGUCGCGAUUCUCUCCGAAACCAUGUACAUGCUGGGGCUGACCUUUGGGCCCAUGAUCAUGGCACCCCUUAUCAUUGCCUUUGCAUGCGGUGCUGGAGGGGCUCGAAAUUUCGCCACGUAUUUGGUCUGCCGCUUUCUCUGCGGAGGGCUGGGAUCAGCAGGCGUCGCCAUCGGUGCUGGAACAAUCCUCGAUGUCUGGGGGAUCGGCACCAAGGCGGGAGCCAUGGUUAGCCUCCUCUUUAUCUGCGGCCCGUUCUUUGGUCCCUCUCUCGGCCCGCUGGUCGGGGCAUAUAUCAUGGACGAAUACCAUGGCGACUGGCGAUGGACGCAGUGGGUUGUGGCCUUGAUCGGGGCGCCCAUAUGGAUUUUGAUCCUCUUCAUGAAGGAGACGUCCGACUCGCGGGUCCAGGUUACGGCGAAUCACUCGGGUCGUUUCAGUACUGUGAGGCUCGCCUUGUCGAUGCUCAAGGCGGCCGUGUUCCGCUCCAUGGCCAUGCUGACCACCGAGGCCAUCGCCUUUUCGCUGACUCUAUACACGGGAUACGCAUACGCUGUUGUCUUUAGCUAUUUUGCCAGUGCCACUUAUGUCUACACCCUCGACUAUGGCUUUGACUCCCGCGAAAUUGGCCUCUCCUUCAUCAGCGUCCUCAUCGGCUAUCUUCUGGCUUGUAUCACUUACUUGGUGAUCGAGAAGACACUCUAUGCCCGCGCUGCGCGGCAAGCCCCCAACGGCCGUCCGGCCCCAGAACAUCGACCGUACAGCGCCAUGGCCGGUAGCAUUUUCUUGCCCAUUGGUCUGUUCUGGUAUGCAUGGGCGGCCAACCCAGGCGGCCACUGGGCAAUAGUAGCGGCGAGCGGCAUCCCAUUUGGUCUUGGUGCUUUUGUUCUCUUUCUUUCCUCCAUGAUAUACCUCGUCGAAUCAUAUGGGCCUGGUGCAGCCGCGUCAGCAGCUAUCGCCGCAAGUGGAUCCUUUCGAUACCUCCUCGGAGCGGUGUUCCCUCUGUUCACGAUUCAGAUGUACGAGAAACUCGGCAUUCACUGGGCCGGGAGCGUUUUUGCAUUUCUAUCGUUAGUGCUCCUCCCUAUCCCGUGGAUCCUCUUUACAUUCGGCCAUCAGCUCCGGAAGAACAGCAACUUCAUAGCAUCGUCACAAGUGGAGGAUUAG